Molecule: messenger RNA, 2073 nt
Organism: Colius striatus (speckled mousebird)
Lineage: Eukaryota; Metazoa; Chordata; Aves; Coliiformes; Coliidae
Gene: PRF1
Product: perforin 1
Exons: 2
Source: RefSeq, a predicted model, not a curated record
CGUGCCACCGGCUCCUCCUGCUCAGUGCCCACAGUCCCCGGCACCGACCCUUUGGGUUGGGGCAUGGACAUCACCACCCUCAGCCUCAGCCCUGGGCAAGUUUUACUCCUCCAAGCCCCCUCCUCAAUUACUCCUCAGACCACCUGCACUUUAUGUCUUAACCCCUUAUCCCCUGGGCAGCCCCCCAAGCUCUUACCCCAUGGGGUGGGCUCGUGGCGAGUCGGGCGCCGGUGCCGGCAGGGUCAGAGCGCGGCCAGUGGCAGCCGAGCACUCGGGGUCGUUGUGGCUGGGGGUGAAGAAACAGCCAAAGGUUGGAGGGUGGGUUUUGGCGGGUCUUUGGGGAAAGUUUCGGGGGGAUUGGCUUUGGCUGGAUCCCACUCGAGGGCGGCUGAGUUCGGGCUGGAGAAGCAGAGGGAGGAUCGGUACAGCUUUGCCGCGCUGAGCGUCGCCUGCGUGCACUACUGGAGCUCUCUGUCCCGCCUCGCCCGCCCUUCCCCCCAUUUCCUCCAAGCCCUCCGGACUCUCCUCCGUCACUUCGGCCCCGACACAGCCCCCGACUACCAGGAACUUCUUUCCACCUAUGGCACCCACUUUGUGUCCUCGGCCCGUGCGGGCGGCCGCCUGCGUUCCCUGGCCGCCAUCCGCUCGUGCCGGGCCGCCAUGGCCGGAAGCAGCACCCAGGAAGUAGCUGAUUGCUUAGGGGUGGAAGUAUCAGCAGGAGGAGGGGUUGGAAGAGCUGGUGCCAUGGCUGAAGCGUGUAGGAAAGCCAGGGAAAGCAAUCAGGCCAAUAUCAGCUUCAAUGAGCUCUACGGCGAGAGGCUCGUGGAGGUAGAAGGUGGCCACCAAGAUGGUGACCUACUCUACGGCAGGCCUGAGGCCUACAAAAAAUGGCUCCGCAGCCUCCCUGCCACCCCAGCUCUGGUAGACGCCGAUGUUCGUCCUCUCCACACCCUCCUCCCUCCUCAAAGCCCACGGAGGGAAGCUUUAAAAGCCGCCAUCAGCCAUUACAUCACCCACAGGGCCUUAAAACUCAACUGCAGCCGCCACUGUAGGGCUGGGAACCAUUUGAUCGGCCCUUGCGAGUGUGGUUGUGCCAAUAAUGCCUUGUCUACCCCUCAGUGCUGCUCCCACCGGAGUGGUUUGGCCACCAUGAAGGUUUGGGUGGUGUCUGGGGAAGGUUGGUGGUGGGGGGAUCACGUCACAGCCACUGACGCCUACGUCCGAGUCGCUUUCGGUAGCCACCAGCUCCGGACCCAAACGGUUUGGAACAACCAGAGACCAAAAUGGGGGUCUAAGAUGGAUUUAGGAGUGGUUGAAAUGAUCCCAGGGACCACUCUGAAGAUGGAAGUGUGGGAUGAAGACAAUAAGUGGGAUGAUGACUUGCUGGGGGCUUGCGAGGUGACAGUAGUAGCCGGUGGCUACCAAGAUGGAGUUUGUUUCCCUGGAGGUGGGAGGUUGGUAUUUGGGUACCAAGUGACUUGUGGCCCAGCUUUGGGGGGUCCCACUUGCCACGAUUAUGUGCCACAGACCCCACAGGGUGAGGGGGGACAACUGGAUCGAGAUUCUCAGUGGCCACCUGAGCCCUGGGAAUGGCACAAGGAGGAGGAGGAAGAGGAGGAGGAAGGUCCUGAUGGCAACUGGGGGGCUUCAGUGGCCACCAACAUGGGUCUGGAGCCCACAGUUGCCUUUGGGGAGCUGCCAGAGCCUUGGGGAGGAUUUGAGGAGAGGCCUGAGGGGAGAGAUCCCCCAAGAGAAGACGAGGAAGAGGAAGGUCUUGAUGGCUACAGGGGGGCUUCAGUGGCCACCAACAUGGGUCUGGAGCCCACAGAUGCCUUUGGGGAGUUGCUAGAGCCUUGGAGGGGAAUUGAGGAGGAGUCUCAAGGGAAAGACACCCAAAAAGCGGAAGAGGAGGGUCCCAAAGGCUCUUGGGGGGCUUCUGUGGCCACCAAAGUGGGUCUUGGUGGCCACCUGGAGCCCACAGAUGCCUUUGGGGAGCCCUGGGGGGGAUCUGGGGAGGAAUUUCAAGGGAAAGACCCCCAGGAUGGGUGUGGGGAGGGGUCUCUGGGCCCAUAG